This is a messenger RNA of Eriocheir sinensis (Chinese mitten crab), 581 nucleotides long. RefSeq lists its product as uncharacterized. The transcript is spliced from 2 exons. Bases 6 to 581 code for a protein of 191 amino acids. The record is from RefSeq and is a predicted model, not a curated record. Gene Ontology annotation, biological process: DNA integration; DNA transposition. Gene Ontology annotation, molecular function: DNA binding. Lineage: Eukaryota; Metazoa; Arthropoda; Malacostraca; Decapoda; Varunidae.
CCGUUAUGUCUUUUGUCGAAACACAUCUGCAUCAGAAGAUGGCGACCUCACAGAAGACACGUUCAUCGAUCAUCGCGCUCCACGAAGUGGGCUUCAGCAAUGGCUACAUUGCCAGGGAACUAGGCGUGUCCAAGCCAACUGUAGUUCGUUGGAUACAGCGCUACAUAGAAACAGGAGAUACCAAGCAUAAGCUUGGAGCAGGCAGGCCUCGUUGCACAACGCCUGCUCAAGACGCAGCGAUCGCAAACAUCAUAGAUAAUGCCCCUUUUACUACGGCCCCAGCUAUCCGUCACCAAACUGGAUUGCCCUGCUCAUCGGAGACAAUUAGAAACCGCCACCACGAACGGGAUCUCCACGCUCGUGUGCCAGCAAAGAAGCCGAAGCUGACCGACCUGGACAUAGAACGCCGGAUGGAGUAUGCACUGGAAUAUGCAGAGAAGCCUGCCCCGUUUUGGGACAACGUUGUCUUCUGUGACGAGAAGACCUUUUCCACUGAUGAGAGAACGACGACAAGAGUAUGGCGCCACAAGAACGAACGGUACGACAGCAGGCAUGUUGUUGGAACCCGAAGAAGUGGCUGA